Annulohypoxylon maeteangense is the source of this 1135-nucleotide messenger RNA. Its product is annotated as DUF1014-domain-containing protein. Gene Ontology annotation, molecular function: transcription coactivator activity. Bases 179 to 874 code for a protein of 231 amino acids. Gene Ontology annotation, biological process: transcription by RNA polymerase II. Gene Ontology annotation, cellular component: nucleus. The transcript has 2 exons. NCBI's taxonomy places the organism in Eukaryota, Fungi, Ascomycota, Sordariomycetes, Xylariales, Hypoxylaceae. The record is from RefSeq and is a predicted model, not a curated record.
CUGGCCCUGCCCCGCCUCCCGGUUCUCUAGUAAACGCAACCUCGUGGUUUCCCAUCAUCCCAUAUCGGUGGAUAGGAUUGUGAUACGCAAACAAACGUUGGUUGCGACCAUUACCCAGCACCUACCUAGCAUAUACGUCUAUCUGAUCUAUAUAUAGAUUAGAUAUAGAUCCGGGAUCAUGGCCGGUAAAAAAGGUGAAAACAGCAAGAAGGCAGCCGGCCAAGCUCGAAAAGCAGAGACAGCCGCAAAAAAAGCCGCGACGGAAGAUGCGAAGAAAGCGGCAGUAGAGGACGCGGAUUGGGAAAGGGGUUCUAAAAAUAAUUCCAAGAAGGAAGCACAAGCUGCAAAGAAAGCAGAGCAGGCUCAGAAAAAGGCCGAUCGAGAAGCUGCCCUUGCCGAAGAAGAGAAGAGCCUGCCGAGCCGCCCCGGUCCAAAGAAUUCUAAGACCGCCACUAAAAAGACAAACCGAGGCCUCGACAAUGCAUUGUCCGAACUUAAUGCCAGCGAAAACAAUAGCAAUAGCGACAACAAACUUCCAACACUCGAGGCCUCAGGCAUUGAAAACAUUCUAGAUGCUCUAGGUUUGAUCUUGGAUACAAACGAUGAAAAAUAUGACAGGCAUGCGGAAAGAAGAGUUGGGGCUGCAUUUGCCGCCUUCGAGAAGAGGCGACUCGAAGAGAUGAGCGCAGACGGGAGCGGAAAAGGAUUGCGCCUGAGCAAGAAGCGGGAGUUGCUCUUCAAAGAAUUCAGGAAGAGCCCGGAAAACCCCCUCAACAAUAAUUACAACGUCAGGCACAACGCCACGAAGGCUGAGGUCCAAGAGAUCAAAGAACAGGAGAAGGCGAAGACCGAGGCUAGGCUUACGUCUAAGUAGGAAUUAGACGUGCCUCUCUCGGUGCCGUGCUUCUGGUUUGAACAUGGCGAGAAGAGCUGUUCGGAAUCAGUUGUGGUAGGGUGCGCAAUGAAAAUGAAGCUCGAAAGAGUGAGACCUUUGGUUCUUGCUCUAGUAUAGAGUUGAACUCAUAAGAUGGAGAAAAGGGGUACUACAGAUCAGCACUCCUUGAUCCACACAAUGGGUGUGACGCAAAUAUUUCACUCUGUCUGUCGCCAUUACUUAUCUCCUCUAAUUAUUUUC